This is a messenger RNA of Pimephales promelas (fathead minnow), 1503 nucleotides long. Its product is annotated as ER membrane protein complex subunit 3. The record is from RefSeq and is a predicted model, not a curated record. Gene Ontology annotation, biological process: protein folding in endoplasmic reticulum. NCBI's taxonomy places the organism in Eukaryota, Metazoa, Chordata, Actinopteri, Cypriniformes, Leuciscidae. Gene Ontology annotation, cellular component: EMC complex; membrane.
AUCGCUACUAGUUCAAAGGUCAAACAGCAGCUGCGCAGAAGGCGCAUGUUCAUGCAGAAAUGUGCCGUUUGUUUCGUAUAAAAGUUUAAUAGUUUUAACAUAGUUGGAAUUUUCACCGUGCUUUAGUCUCAAGCAUUAUAAUAAACUUAAAAGUGUCAGUGUUUUGAGUUCAGACAGUUGUAAAGGAUAGUUUUGGAGUAGUCAGUAUAGGAAUGGCAGGUCCAGAGCUGCUGCUUGACUCCAGUAUUCGCCUGUGGGUUGUUUUGCCCAUAGUCUUCAUCACUUUCUUCGUCGGAGUUCUGCGACAUUACGUCACUCAACUGAUUCACAGUGAGAAGAAAGUGGAUCUGCAGCAGGUGUCUGAUAGCCAGGUGUUGCUACGCAGCCGCAUUUUGAGAGAAAAUGGAAAAUAUAUUCCCAAACAGUCAUUCGCCAUGCGAAAACACUAUUUCAAUGACCCUGAGACUGGAUUCUUCAAGAACGUCAAAAGAAAAGUGACCCCCAAAAACCCCAUGACUGACCCCAGCAUGGUGAUGGACAUGAUGAAAGGGAAUCUGACCAAUGUGCUGCCAAUGAUUCUUAUUGGAGGAUGGAUCAACUGGGCCUUUUCUGGUUUUGUCACAACAAAAGUGCCGUUUCCUCUUACUCUGAGAUUCAAGCCCAUGUUACAGAGAGGAAUCGAGCUGGUCUCCCUGGACGCCUCAUGGGUCAGUUCAGCUUCAUGGUAUUUUCUCAAUGUGUUUGGGCUCAGAAGCAUGUACACCCUCAUCCUUGGACAAGACAAUGCUGCAGAUCAGUCAAGAAUCAUGCAGGAUCAAAUGACAGGGGCUGCGAUGGCGAUGCCCCCUGAUCCUAAUAAAGCAUUUAAGAGCGAGUGGGAAGCCCUGGAGAUCGUGGAGCACAAAUGGGCCCUGGAAAACGUUGAAGAGGAACUCAUGUGUCAGGAUCUGAACUUCAGAGGACUCUUUAGCUAAGAUCUACAGUAAGAAGAACGCCUGCCUGAUUGCAAACCACCUUUUGAUAUGAAACUGAGCUGAACUUGAGCUGUUAUUUCUUAACAUUAUUCGAUUGUUGGUACUUGUUGACUGCUGUGAUCCUGAUAGUGUUUUGAAUGUCUUAACACCCAUGUUAAUGUCCUGCAAAGAAUCUACAAUAUGUUUGAAAUUAAGUUUUUGGUGAACUGCACAUAAACGUUUAAUUUGAUAGUCACAGUAAAGAUCUAAAUUAUAUAAAUGUCUCAUGUUUUAUGUCUUAAGUUUAUAUAUGUGUGAAAUUGUGCCUUAUAAAAAAUUAUAUAUAUAUUUUUCCCCCAGUUAAAACAUCAGUUUCGUUUUAAUCUUUCAUUAAAUGGUUGCUAUCCAGUUUGUGGUUGGUGAUCAUCACACAGUUCCUUAUUGUUUCAGGCACAGCGAUAUUAUAACAGCAAAUUGAAUGUAAAAACUAUUUUGGUCUCUGUAAUUGAGAGGAAUGUAAUAAUUUAAUAAACAUUAUAUGGAACCCUAA